Ricinus communis (castor bean) is the source of this 941-nucleotide messenger RNA. Its product is annotated as ubiquitin-conjugating enzyme E2 D1. The record is from RefSeq and is a predicted model, not a curated record. The transcript is spliced from 2 exons. Bases 268 to 822 code for a protein of 184 amino acids. NCBI's taxonomy places the organism in Eukaryota, Viridiplantae, Streptophyta, Magnoliopsida, Malpighiales, Euphorbiaceae.
AUUUAUGGAGGAUCAUAAUAAUUGUCUACAGCUGGAGAAAAUCUUUCGCUUUCAAUCUUCAUUUCUUUAAACUUUUUGUCUGUGGAAGAAUAUUAUAUUAGCCUCUAGCUAGUGGUUUUAACAAUGCCAUUUUCACUUGCCAUUUGUAGAAAUCAAUGGCUAAUCCUACAUUAUAGUCCAUUAGAUCACUAAGCGCCCGUCUGCUCGCAUUAUAAGAGGUCCGGAACUCAACACCUGCCCGAUCAUAAUAUUCACUCUUAUUCUCAAAUGGGAAAUUUCUCUUGUCAGAAAACACCUCACAUUUCAUCAAAAUGUAAGCCAACACUAACGCUUCCAAGAAAGCUCAAAUCUUGCUUAGCCAUGGGCACGAGUUCAAGAAGUAAUGCAAAGCUUAGGAUUCAAAACGAGCUUCAACACGCAAAGAAUAAUCCUCCAACUCAUUGUAGUUAUGGAGUAAUGGCUGGUGAUGUCUUCAAAUGGCAAGCUGCCAUUAUGGGCCCUCCUGACACACCGUACGAGGGUGGUGUCUUCUUUCUCUCCAUUGAAUUCACAGAUGAUUACCCUUUCAAUCCUCCCAAGGUCAAGUUCCUAACCAAGGUUUUCCAUCCAAACAUCAGCCAUGAUGGGAGCAUACAUGUCGACAUCCUGGGAAGGCAAUGGUCCCCUGCAUUAGGCAUUGAGAAAUUGCUGCUAUCAAUUUGCUCGCUGUUGCCAGAUCCAAAUGUCAAGUUUCAAAACCCCAUUUGCAAACUCUAUUUGGCUGACAGGAAAUCUUACAACAAGAAAGCAAGAGAAUGGACCAUCAAGUAUGCGAUGGCUUGAACUGAAUUAGGAUAUAUAAUCUCUCCUCUUAAUUAAGAGUAUGUUUGACAAUUUCAAGAUAUAUAAAUUUGUAUGUACUAAUUGCAAAUGCAGUAGAUGUAAGAACAAAUUUUAUAGCA